Messenger RNA from Vitis vinifera (wine grape), 1955 nucleotides. RefSeq lists its product as uncharacterized. Bases 113 to 802 code for a protein of 229 amino acids. The transcript is spliced from 2 exons. Lineage: Eukaryota; Viridiplantae; Streptophyta; Magnoliopsida; Vitales; Vitaceae. The record is from RefSeq and is a predicted model, not a curated record.
GAGCCGGGGACUUUUAAGUUUUUUUUAAGGAUUUUAUAACAUUGGGAGGGUGACUUCUCAUCACCAGCAGCUGGCAGCACCCUAGGCAAAUGGGGGGACCCCUUCCCGACACAUGAGACGAGCUGGUGGAGGCAGCAAGUCAAGAUGGCCGGCCAUGCUGGUGGUUAGAGGUGCCAUACUUGCUGAGUGGAACAAUAGUGGAGCCGGUAGUGGCUUGCUGUGGAAGAUAGAAAAAAGGGGGGCAGAGGGUUUCGAGGAGGAGGAAGAAGACCGGGAGGCUGAUCACGGGCAAGAAGGGAACUCACGGAUUCUUUUCUACAGAGCAGCCCCGUCAGCCACAUCUAGAUCUGCGUGCCAUAUUCUACUGCCAACACCUCUUGUCGAUGAUUGUACCUUCUGGCACCACGCCUUUUUCAAUUGUACAACCCCAGGAAGCUUGAUUGCUAGGGAGUUUCACAAGACUCGUUCGCAGACGAUUCCACCCCGUCCCAAUCAUCACCGUUUAUACCUGGCGCGUAAACUCCGGAACACCGACAGCAGUAGAAUGGCGGAGUGCCACAAUAGCCAGAUAUGUUUUCCCCACUUCCAGAUUUGCCACGUGUCAAUGUCCAAUGGGGUCGUUCAAUCCGUAUUGGUAAUAGUAAAAACACGGAAUAUCGAUCUCCAUCACGUAAACCCCUCCCUUUUCUCCCUCUCACGAUCUCGAUCGGAUGAAGCCAUUGAAGCAACCUCCAACCUCCAUUACCAAACCCUAAUCGGCUAUCUUCAGAACUCUGAUAAGUUGAUUACGAUACAGCAAUGAACUUAUCUUGAAUACAUACAAUUCCAGACCGUACAGCUAGUCUAUUUUUAGCUUCCGGUUUCUGCAGAAGUGAAGAGCAGAGAGAGAUGCCGACCGUUGCGGUGAAGCUCUACAGCGUCUUUUUUAAAUUCCUCCUCAAACACCGCUUGCAGAACCGGAUCCAAACUCCCUCCGACGAUAACAACCAGUUUGGAGUGACCUCCCGACCCGAGGAGUCGAUUGCAGCCGCAAACCCUUCCUUCGUCGACGGAGUAGCCACCAAGGAUAUUCAUAUCGAUCCGUUCACCUCGCUUUCUGUUCGAAUCUUCCUGCCGGAUACGUGUCUGGUGUCGCCGGAGUUGGAUUCCAAGGGUCAGUUGAAAUCUAGGGUUAAGGCGGUGAGAUCGGAUCGGGAUUCUGUUGAUUCGAAUGCUAAUCCGUGUUUGAAUAGGCGGAACAGUUAUGGUGCGAUUGGUACGAUAAAUGUUGGCGCGAAUUCAGAGCAGACGCGAAGGAUUAGCUACGGGUGUAGUAGCGAUGCAGAGAGUUUGAAUUUGAGACCGGACAGUGGAGUUUACAGAGGGUAUUCGCCGUCGCUGGAGAAUUGUCGGAAAUUGCCCCUGAUGUUGCAGUUUCAUGGCGGAGGGUUCGUGAGUGGGAGCAAUGAUUCGGUGGCCAAUGACUUCUUCUGCAGGCGGAUUGCGAAGUUGUGCGAUGUGAUUGUUGUGGCGGUUGGGUAUAGACUUGCACCGGAAAAUCGGUAUCCGGCUGCAUUUGAGGAUGGGUUGAAGGUGUUGAAUUGGUUGGGGAAGCAAGCAAAUUUGGCAGAGUGUAAUAAGUCUAUGGGAAGUGCACGAGGCGGAGGGCCUGAACUUAAGAAAUCGGAUGUCACGAGGCAUAUUGCGGACACAUUUGGGGCUUCCAUGGUGGAGCCUUGGUUGGCUGCUCAUGGUGAUCCAUCGAGGUGAUUCUUGAUCUCCUUGUUGAUGAUUGGUUAUUCUUCCUUUCCGUUUGCUCCAUUUGUAAAUUAGUAAUAAAGAAAUCGAUCCUAGUUUCAAAAUGCUCAGAUGAAUAAGAUGAUCGAAUUUAGAAUAGUUUUUUGACCUUCCCUCUGUAUAAAUUGCUCCUAUUCUAAGUUGCUAAUGCAGUUGUGAUCUUCAUACCUUGUGCUCAA